AGGGAGGCCUCGGGCAGCACUAGUCCUCCGGGCUCUGCACGCGACACACGGCGAUGGCGCUCCCCAAGAACGGACGGCUCCUUCUGGCGGCCUGCCUCAUCGCUGCAGCCGCAGCUGCCGCCUACGGGGACCACGAAGAGAAGCGGCUUCGCUGCUACCACUGCUCGUCAGACCACUACCACCACAACUGCGAUGACCCGUUCAACAGCACCGGCAUCGAAACCGUCGACUGCAUGGAGCAGCUGCGCCGUAGGACCGAUCCACGAGAGAUUCCCGUCUGCAAGAAGAUCAAACAGCGCAUUAACAACGGGGACCUGCAGACGGUGCGCUCCUGCGCUUUCAUCCUGCCCGACCAGCCGUGUACAACGACGGACCAGUCCUCGUACAUCCACGAGGAGUACUGCAUCACCUGCGAGACUGACCUCUGCAACGCUGCCCCUCCGCUGCCCGCCGCCGCUGCCGCCACCGCCGCCAUCAUCACCCCGCUGGUGGCUGUUCUCCUCGCUUAGCGCCUCAGAGGACAACGCGCCGCCCACCAGCCUCCAAACAUAACACAACUCCAGUUCUCCGCCACACACUGCCUGUCGAGCUGCCAGCUCCCACGUGACAACCCAGCUAACAAAUGCUCUGCUGCCAUGCGUUGUUGUUACCAGAAGGACCAGAGCCGGCGCGAUUGUACGUCAACGUACGUCCCUUCCUGUAGAGCAACUCACCACCCGUAUCAAGUAAAAGUUGGAGGGCAAUCAGUUUACAACACAAGCUUUUCAGAGGCGUAUCAACAUGGAGCCUACCACCAGUACCUCCAAGUCUACACUGUUAAACAUCUGCAAGAAUGUGAUAAAUAACAGAAAAAGAAGGAAAAAGCUUGCAAUACCCAAUUAUGUACACGAAUUUGAUUAUUACGCUACUACCGCCUAACAAAUAAGUUUUUCAUGUAGAUUUCUAACGAAGUAUUUGUAAUGGUAACUUACCGCUUUAUAGUUGUUGUCAGGACUCCAUUAUUUUCGUAAUUAUCAUACAGGAAAUGCACUGCAGUGUAAGCUAAAUAUCACCAUAGAAUUUCGGAAUACUUCCAAAGUUUUAUCUGCAAAGUCGAUGUCCUUUCUCAAGUACGUUUACGCCGGAAUAAUUCUAUAGACGAACGCGUCGAACUUCUCUGAGUCCUGUCUCAACAAUUUCCAAUUUGUACCGAAGCUCAAC
Messenger RNA from Schistocerca cancellata (South American locust), 1200 nucleotides. RefSeq lists its product as uncharacterized. Bases 54 to 509 code for a protein of 151 amino acids. NCBI's taxonomy places the organism in Eukaryota, Metazoa, Arthropoda, Insecta, Orthoptera, Acrididae. The record is from RefSeq and is a predicted model, not a curated record. Gene Ontology annotation, biological process: regulation of synaptic transmission, cholinergic; positive regulation of voltage-gated potassium channel activity; sleep. The transcript is spliced from 3 exons.